GGAGACCGUGCAUUCAUGUGCCAUUACACUUUGCUCUAAAGACGUCCAAUACUGCAAACCGCCUGGGACGAGCUCUCUGUUCGCUUUCGCUCCUACAACGGCAUAGGUUGAUGGCAGAUGUCACCAGCGCAGCAAUCGGUUCUGGGGUGAACACCCGCCAGAAACGUGUCCUUCCCUCGCGUUCUCGCCGUGGAGGGCCUGGAAUAGGAAGCUGUGAUGUCGACCUUAUGAUAUUGGAUGCUCAGAAAAGAAAACUCGAAAACGAACCCCUCAUUCCUGAGAACACCCAGUUUUUGUUGACCACAAAUUCAGGGGAGCUCAAGCAGCCUUCGACGUCUGCGUCCUCGGGUUUUGAAAUAAAUAACCAUGCUUAUCAGCGCUACUUCGAUCGUCCAGACGUACUUAAGGCUUACAGAGAGCAAUUGAUUAUACAAACACCCGAAUUUUCUCUCUUGUCGGAGGAUGCCAGUGUGGGUGGGCGGUUCAGACCAAGGAGCUCAGAAGAGGAGUCGACAGAUACGUCCGACGCAGCUUACGAGAAACGACACCGCAAGUAUGAGACAUUUGAGAAGAGGCAGCGUUUACGGGAGAAGGAGAAGCUUAAACACGAGCACUAUAAACUAAAGGAGCGUAUCGAGCAGUUGAGAGCGCUGGAUGGAAACGCAUUCCUUGCCCUUCCUGCAUCUUCCUUCUCUGCACCACCUGGCGUCGAAGAGGAAUUACCACUCAGCGACCUUCCCGGGGCGCACGUCAACGGCGCAGCUGUAUACAACGAAGGAGAACGGCGACGGAAGGAGAUGCUCGAUGUCGCUUUUACGCUGGAUGAACGAUAUAAGACCUUGCUACCCUCUGAGCGGAAACAGACAGAGUCGAAAAAGGACACCAAGCAAUGCACACCGGGAGAGUCAGGGAUACAUCCUCUGCAAGAAUCGGUUAUAGGCGGAAGAGAAUGUGCUGCUGACACUCCUCCCAGAAGUAAUAAGGCAUUGAAGCUAACGAUCAAGCUUCCUCAACCAAGACAAACGCCACGCCUUGCCCAUUCUCCGUCCAACCCUGGUGCUUCUCCGAGGCUGAAUUCAACAACGCCGUAUUCAUUCUCUCACCAGAAGACUCUAAAUCAAAAUGUAUAUGAAACACCUGUCAAACCAUACUCCUACAACUCCUCUUCGAUACACACCUCCCGCGGGCUUCGGUACGACACUUCUGACACGCAGUCAAUAGGUUCCACGCGACCAUCGAAGCGUGCAAGAAGAGAUAUGGACAUUGUGGACAGCUCACCGGCAAGCAUCCGCCUGAAAACUCACCACCCAUUGAAACCACAUGAAGAGCCUUGUGUUUUGAUGCUUUCUGCUAUUCGCAAUUCUGCUGCACCAAUGGCAAGGAAAACUCAGAGGAAUGCUACAGCUUUCGGCGUCAAAGUCCCUCAGGAGAUAGAGCUAGUCCGCGAUUUUGAAAUCCCACAGUGGAUACGCCGGGCUGACACUGUCUUCGAAGAUGACGAUGACCAAACUAUGCAUUAUAUGUAUUCAUCUUUAGGGGACACACCGCCUCCUGACUAGUUCUUACUAUGGCAGUACCAUCCAGCUCAUUAUUAUUUGAAGUUGUAGUGACGUUCUUUUUGCCCUUGAAAUCUUUUGUUCGCAUUACUUUAACUUUCUUUUUUUUUCUAUCUUUCUCGGGGUGAAAUUAACUCAGGCUUAUCUUAUGGUUAUUUUGAAUCUGUAUUCGUAGUCGGCGUCUUCGCCAUGAUUGAUGUCCAAAAUAAUUAAAUUAUGCCACAAGUUCGUCCGUCAUCCCAACCAUCUUCUGGACUACUUCCAACCCAUGGCGCCUAGUUCUCAAACCUGCCUCUCUCCUGCGAGCCAGAACCAAGGCUGCGUGAUGGACAGGACCCAAAGCACGCACGCCCAUCGUCUUGACCAGUUGAGGUGGGAGAUGACGCGAGUAGUCACCACCUGCACGCUCUUUGGAAAGCUGUAUGCGCAAAGCUAUCUUUGAACUAAAGGUAGACCUGGCUUCAGAGGCAGCAUGUACAGCACUGGAAUUGGCAGGGGAAGGUCCGUAGUUUGGAGAUCGACUAAGAGGCCCCGAGGGGUCUUAGGAGGCGGUGGUGGGGAAGGUCUCUGUCGUGGCGUCCUUUCUCGGUUCGACCGAGAUUGUAUCUCUGCGACUGGUGCCUUUUUCUGCUGCUCCGGACGCUUGGCCUUUGCUUGAGCUGAAACAGAUGGUCUCUGCUGUUCCUGCGAGUUUCCUCGCUGUGACUUCCAUUCUGUUUUCCUCUCCUGCUGCUUCCCGUUUCUUGCUUUUCCCUGUCCCAGCUCUUUGAAAGAUUUAUUGAGUUGAGAUGCUCUGGUGAGCAACUGACCAGCUGCGGGUAAAUCCGUGGAAGGGGCAGGAGGAGAAGUACUGCCUUCUUCAUCCGGUUGCCUUUGCGCAUACACCUGCUGAGCCCUCCUUUUCGCAGCACGGACUGAAAAAGAGGCACCCGUUUGGUCGUCUGAAAUCCAUUUAAGCGAAGGGCUAUAAUCCUUCGAAGGUGCACGGUGCGGAAUGAUUUUUGGCCCAUCGGCGGAAGAUGUACGAAAGUUGCUG
Messenger RNA from Serpula lacrymans var. lacrymans S7.9, 2592 nucleotides. RefSeq lists its product as uncharacterized. Bases 111 to 1559 code for a protein of 482 amino acids. NCBI's taxonomy places the organism in Eukaryota, Fungi, Basidiomycota, Agaricomycetes, Boletales, Serpulaceae. The record is from RefSeq and is a predicted model, not a curated record. The transcript is spliced from 4 exons.